UAGAAAAAAGGUAAACUCUCCUUCCCAAAUGUAUAAACAUAACUUAUGUUUCAAAUUAACUAACAAAGUUGAAAAAAAAUGACACUUUCUUUGCCUUUCGGCCUGUCGCUGCAACAUUCGUUGCUGUCAAUCAAAGAGUCUCCCAAACAGACCACCAUCCAACCAGGGUGCUUCUCACUUUUGACCGGCCGACCGAGCAGCCAAUCGCUGGCGGCCAUGCCUGGCUCCCAACCCGGGCUGCCCGCCAUGGGAGGCGGCAUGACCUUAUACGGCACUCCCGCCCUUAUAUGGAGCCCGCCCGCGGCCAGGGGGCGGAGUGAGAGGGAAGGGGGGCGGAAGGUUAACAGCCUACCGGUGACACUUUGCCCCAAAUGUGCAGCUUGGCUGGGACAGAGGUGACCCGUGUUGUCCGAUCCCCACCACCACCACCACCAUCAUCACCAUCAUCAUCCCGCAUAGCUCCGUGGACGUGAUAGUGCGUGUUCGUGUAUCUUUCUCAUGAAGGCAACGCGCGCCACAUUCGCGUCUUGAUCCCAAAAAGGACCGGACUCCGGGGGCUCACCUCCGCCUUCCUCCGCUCCAAAGAAGACCUAUAUGGGACUACUUCAGAAGGAGAAGUGUAAGCGUGCGGCUUUCGGACUAUUUUUGUGUAUAAUUAUUAAUAUUUAACUUCUAAGCGCCUCCACGCUGACCCGAGUUCCCUUCCUUGGACUCCCUUUCCGUUUCCCGGGACGCUGGUUCCAGGAGGAGGACGUGUUUAUGGAUCUAUGUGCGGUCGCCAGCACCGGGACUCUCAUCGGUCAUGAUCCCCCGCUGCUGCUGGUCUGAACUUUGAUUCACACAAGAAGAGAGUUUUUUUUAAUUUAAAUAUCACACAAGCUGACUUUUGCGAGGACGUUCUCGUUCCCGUGUUUUCGCACUUUCCACUCUGAAAGCCAAAGUCCAAAGUGUUUGUGGAUAGCAUGGCAAUGGUAGUAAACCAGUGGCCAGAGAGCAUUUCCGCAGACCCGGGCUCGCAGCUCCAGAUUUGCGGCCAGGAUCCCGGAGGCGCGCCGGGGACUCCCAACGGCUCGACGCCGGGCAACGACGCUCUCUCCGGGGACAAGCUGCCCAACGUGGACUGCAUGGUGUGCGGGGACAAGUCCAGCGGGAAGCACUACGGUCAGUUCACCUGCGAGGGAUGCAAGAGCUUCUUCAAGCGCUCCGUGAGGCGGAACCUCAGCUACACCUGCCGGGGGAACCGGGACUGCCCCAUCGACCAGCACCACCGGAACCAGUGUCAGUACUGCCGCCUGAAGAAGUGCCUCAAAGUCGGCAUGAGGAGAGAAGGUAAGGCCGCGCCGUCCGUCCAACGAGGACGCACGUCCAACUCCCAGAGCAGCCCAGGUCAGUACCUGAGCAACGGCGGCGACCCGUACAACAGCCAGCCAUACCUGUCCGGAUUCAUCUCUCUGCUGCUACGCGCCGAGCCGUACCCCACGUCGCGGUACGGCGCCCAGUGCAUGCAGGGAAACAAUCUGAUGGGCAUCGAGAACAUCUGCGAGCUGGCCGCCAGGCUGCUCUUCAGCGCCGUGGAGUGGGCCAAGAACAUCCCGUUCUUCCCCGACCUGCAGCUCAUGGAUCAGGUGGCGCUGCUGCGCAUGUCGUGGAGCGAGCUCUUCGUCCUCAACGCCGCACAGUGCUCCAUGCCGCUGCAUGUGGCGCCCCUGCUGGCGGCGGCGGGCCUGCACGCCUCACCCAUGUCGGCGGAGCGCGUGGUGGCCUUCAUGGACCACAUCCGCGUCUUCCAGGAGCAGGUGGAGAAGCUGAAGGCCCUGCAGGUGGACACGGCCGAGUACUCCUGCCUCAAAUCCAUCGUGCUCUUUACGUCCGACGCCAUGGGGCUGUCAGACGUGGCCCACGUGGAGAGCAUCCAGGAGAAGUCCCAGUGCGCCCUGGAGGAGUACGUUCGCAACCAGUACCCCAGCCAGCCCAACCGCUUCGGGCGUCUCCUGCUCCGCCUGCCGUCGCUGCGAAUCGUGUCGUCGCCAGUCAUCGAGCAGCUCUUCUUCGUGCGCCUGGUGGGCAAAACGCCCAUCGAGACGCUGCUGCGAGACAUGCUGCUCUCGGGCUCCAGCUACAACUGGCCCUACAUGCCCGCCGUGCAGCGCGAGCGGCCCAUAUCGCUGCACUACAACGAAAACGGGCCCUGAGAGGCCGCCCUCACCUUCUCCCGUCCCCCCUCACCAUUCCACUCCGACCCCCCCAAUGAUGUCACAAGAUGGCGGUGGUAGAAGUUCACCAGCAGGUCUGGACUGUCAGGCAAAACUUUGUCGUCGUUCUCGGUGCUGCGCCUCCACCCACCAGUUUGAUAAAUAAUACAGAACAAGGGCUCUUUGGACUCAUUGGCCCUAAACUCCCACCCGCCCCCAACGCCCCCAAUGCCCCCUUUUGAAAACCACAAGCCAUUAAAAAAAACUCACCAAAACGUCUUUUUGGACCUUUUGCAGAGGACUUUGUAGUUGAAUUGCGUGUUUAUACGGAGACAUGAUUGACAGUAUACGUAUCAUUCAUCAUCUAUUGCUUGAUUGACAGUGGGCGGGGACAGCUCAGGUGGACUCCACGGGCCUGACGAUAUCAAAUUUAUGGUGCCAAAGCCAAAUUUAAGAGUCUUUUUGGUAGUCGUUUUAAAGUCGGGUGGUUUGGGGCUCAAAUGUGGAGCUCAUGAUGUCUUGGAGUUUUUGCUUGUGUGGGUUCACUUUCCGAAAACGAAACAAAAACCGUGCACGUUCAAUUUAUUGGAGAAUCUAAAUUGUCCCUAUGUGGGAAUUCAAUUCAAUUCAAUUCAAUUCAAUUCAAUUCAAUUCAAUACAUACGUUUCAACAGCUCAUUCCUUCUAUCUGGUCAAGUACUUUAGAGUAGUCAGUGCACAGCUUCUAUUGCAGUAUAGAUUCACUAUCCACCGAAAAGGAGUCGUCAUUAUUAAGGGAAACUGGGCCGUGUUGCAGUUUUCCAACAUAAUAAGAAGCCCAAACACAGGAAGACACCUUCCGUCAGUGAACCGCAGCUCUACCAGUGUCGGCGGCACUCGUGCAUACUAACACCAAAUUCCCUUUCGACUCACUUUUAUGGGAAAUCAUGCUUCCAUUUAAUAAACCAUAGCUCCCCCAGUGCUAGCAGCACUCAUGCAGCCCAAGACUGUAAUAAAGACACCAUUAUGUUGCUAAAAGACAAGAAAAAGUCGCUACUUUUAUUAUCCUUGAACAUUUAUUUUUGGAACAAAAUGUGCUUGAUUUGCACGAAGACAUAUGCAUAUGAUUUUGCAGCAUAACAGGGAGGGGGUCAUGCUGCGCUUCACAAUGUGUGGCAAUGUAACCUUGGCAAUGAACCGCAGCUCUACCAGUGUCAGCGGCACUCGUGCAUACUAACACCAAAUUCCCUUUCGACUCACUUUUAUGGGAAAUCAUGCUUCCGUUUAAUAAACCAUAGCCCCCCAAGUGCUAGCAGCACUCAUGCAGCCCAAAAUUGUAAUAAAGACACAAUUAUCUUGCUAAAAAACAAGAAAAAGUCGCUACUUUUAUUAUCCUUGAACAUUUAUUUUUGGAACAAAAUGUGCAUGAUAUGCUGCAUAUGGUUUAGCGCCAUCACAAUGUCGCAGUCCCUUUUGGAAUGUAACCUUCCCGUCAAUGAACCGCAGCUCUACCAGUGUCGGCGGCACUCGUGCAUACUAACACCAAAUUCCCUUUCGACUCACUUUUAUGGGAAAUCAUGCUUCCGUUUAAUAAACCAUAGCUCCCCCAGUGCUAGCAGCACUCAUGCAGCCCAAAACUGUAAUAAAGACACAAUUAUCUUGCUAAAAGACAAGAAAAAGUCGCUACUUUUAUUAUCCUUGAACAUUUAUUUUUGGAACAAAAUGUGCUUGAUUUGCAUGAAGACAGUGCAUGAUAUGCUGCAUAUGGUUUAGCGCCAUCACAAUGUCGCAGUCCCUUUUGGAAUGCAUCUUUCCCCCUCAAUGAACCACAGCUCUACCAGUGUCGGCGGCACUCGUGCAUACUAACAUCAAAUUCCCUUCCGACUCACUUUUAUGGGAAAUCAUGCUUCCAUUUAAUAAACCAUAGCUCCCCAAGUGCUAGCAGCACUCAUGCAGCCCAAGACUGUAAUAAAGACACAAUUAUCUUGCUAAAAGACAAGAAAAAGUCGCUACUUUUAUUAUCCUUGAACAUUUAUUUUUGGAACAAAAUGUGCAUGAUAUGCUGCAUAUGGUUUAGCGCCAUCACAAUGUCGCAGUCCCUUUUGGAAUGUAACCUUCCCGUCAAUGAACCGCAGCUCUACCAGUGUCGGCGGCACUCGUGCAUACUAACACCAAAUUCCCUUUCGACUCACUUUUAUGGGAAAUCAUGCUUCCGUUUAAUAAACCAUAGCUCCCCCAGUGCUAGCAGCACUCAUGCAGCCCAAGACUGUAAUAAAGACACAAUUAUCUUGCUAAAAGACAAGAAAAAGUCGCUACUUUUAUUAUCCUUGAACAUUUAUUUUUGGAACAAAAUGUGCAUGAUAUGCUGCAUAUGGUUUAGCGCCAUCACAAUGUCGCAGUCCCUUUUGGAAUGUAACCUUCCCGUCAAUGAACCGCAGCUCUACCAGUGUCGGCGGCACUCGUUCAUACUAACACCAAAUUCCCUUUCGACUCACUUUUAUGGGAAAUCAUGCUUCCAUUUAAUAAACCAUAGCUCCCCAAGUGCUAGCAGCACUCAUGCAGCCCAAGACUGUAAUAAAGACACCAUUAUGUUGCUAAAAGACAAGAAAAAGUCGCUACUUUUAUUAUCCUUGAACAUUUAUUUUUGGAACAAAAUGUGCUUGAUUUGCACGAAGACAUAUGCAUAUGAUUUUGCAGCAUAACAGGGAGGGGAUCAUGCUGCGCUUCACAAUGUGUGGCAAUGUAACCUUGGCAAUGAACCGCAGCUCUACCAGUGUCGGCGGCACUCGUGCAUACUAACACCAAAUUCCCUUUCGACUCACUUUUAUGGGAAAUCAUGCUUCCGUUUAAUAAACCAUAGCUCCCCCAGUGCUAGCAGCACUCAUGCAGCCCAAGACUGUAAUAAAGACACAAUUAUCUUGCUAAAAGACAAGAAAAAGUCGCUACUUUUAUUAUCCUUGAACAUUUAUUUUUGGAACAAAAUGUGCUUGAUGUGCAGGAAGACAGUGCAUGAUAUGCUGCAUAUGGUUUAGCGCCAUCACAAUGUCGCAGUCCCUUUUGGAAUGCAUCUUUCCCCUCAAUGACCCACAGCUCUACCAGUGUCGGCGGCACUCAUGCAUACUAACACCAAAUUUCUUGUCGAUAAAAGGGUCAAUUCACUUUCGACUCACUUUUAUGGGAAAUCAUGCUUCCAUUUAUUAAACCAUACCUCCCCAAGUGCUAGCAGCACCCGUGCAUCUUUCCCCUCAAUGAACCACAGCUCUACAAGUGUCCACGUCACUCAUACACACUACCACCACCACCAUUCUUGUCUGUAAAAGAUACAAUUUUCGUCACUUUUGUUGUUUCCCCUCGGUUAACCACAUCUCCCCAGUGCAGGUAGCACUCGUGCAGCUCCAGAGGCUGCUAAGACUCAGUUAGUGCUGCCAAAAGACAAGAAACGUGUGCCUCAGUAAAGAAACAUGCUCUGCUUCACUAUAUCACGGUAGAUAACCGCAGCUCACCAGUGUCGGCGGCACUCAUGCAUACUACCACCACCACCAUUCUUGUCUGUAAAAGAUACAAUUUUCUUACUCGUCACUUUUGUUGUUUCCCCUCGGUUAACCGCAUCUCCCCAGUGCAGGUAGCACUCGUGCAGCUCCAGAGGCUGCUAAGACUCAGUUAGUGCUGCCAAAAGACAAUAAACGUGUGCCUCAGUAAAGAAACAUGCUCUGCUUCACUAUAUCACGGUAGAUAACCGCAGCUCACCAGUGUCGGCGGCACUCAUGCAUACUACCACCACCACCAUUCUUGUCUGUAAAAGAUACAAUUUUCUUACUCGUCACUUUUGUUGUUUCCCCUCGGUUAACCGCAUCUCCCCAGUGCAGGUAGCACUCGUGCAGCUCCAGAGGCUGCUAAGACUCAGUUAGUGCUGCCAAAAGACAAGAAACGUGUGCCUCAGUAAAGAAACAUGCUCUGCUUCACUAUAUCACGGUAGAUAACCGCAGCUCGCCAGUGUCGGCGGCACUCAUGCAUACUACCACCCCCACCAUUCUUGUCUGUAAAAGAUACAAUUUUCUUACUCGUCACUUUUGUUGUUUCCCCUCGGUUAACCGCAUCUCCCCAGUGCAGGUAGCACUCGUGCAGCUCCAGAGGCUGCUAAGACUCAGUUAGUGCUGCCAAAAGACAAGAAAUGAAAGAACAAACCGUGUGCUGCAUGUAAAGAAACAUGCUCUGCUUCACUAUAUCACGGUAGAUAACCGCAGCUCGCCAGUGUCGGCAGCACUCGUGCACGCUACCACUGCCAUGCAAGGCACAAUUGCUUGCUACUCACUUGUGUUGAGCCCUUAUGUAGACAUAACGGCUGUGUGUUAAUAUAGUAAUAUAGUAUGCUGCUAUACAGGAUGCACACUGACUACUCUAAAGUGUAUUGCGUUGUAUUGCGCAAGAUGCAAUGUCAAAAAGAGCUUGUUGAACCCGGGUAAGGGAUGUACACUUAAGUGAGAAACUGCUGUGAUGGACUGGCAACCAGUCCAAAGGCAGCUGGGGUAGGCUCCAGCCCAACAUGAAUGAAUGAAUGAAUGAAUGAGUGAAUGAAUUGUUUGUUUGUGGAAGUCAAAGCUGAGGCACUUGCAUGGUGAAGAACACUUAGUCAUUCUUGGUCUUCAUGGGAACUUCUCACGCUCACUUUUUUCUACGUAUGAUUGUCACAGCGGACCUUUUUCAAACUUUUGUUGUUGUUUUUUUUUUCUCGGGUGGUGGGCGGGGCGGGGCGGGCAUGGGAGGGGCGUUUAGCUGUACUUGCCUUAGAACAAAGACUUUGAACAUUUAUCUUAUGACUGUGCCAUAAUCUCUCGUCGCCUGUUAUAACAGGUAUUAUGUCCUGUCCCGCAAAGAGGAGGACAGCGUGGACCUCCUUGCAGGUUCUUUUUGUCACCAAGAGGAAUAAAAAUGCGUGUUUGGAGACGAUAGCGUAGAGAAAUGUAUCACUAACCUCUGAAAACCUCAAGUCUUUGUUACAUUAUUAUUAUUAUUAUUAUUAUUAUUAUUAUCCCACUUGGACUUAAUGACUGUGACGUAGCGUAGGACUAUAAUUUACGUUGUCCCCUCUUCUUCCCUCGUGGUGGAAGGACGUUUGUCUCCCAUUUCCAACAUGGCACUGUGUCCUUGCUAUUGGAGAAGCCAUUGUGGAACCAUGACAGAAAUGUUCCCAUGAGUUUGUUUUGACAACCUUAGUUUGGAAGUAUGGACGACAGCGAUUAUUGAAAUAAAAUGUUGUUCACACUGA
Molecule: messenger RNA, 7436 nt
Organism: Doryrhamphus excisus (bluestripe pipefish)
Lineage: Eukaryota; Metazoa; Chordata; Actinopteri; Syngnathiformes; Syngnathidae
Source: RefSeq, a predicted model, not a curated record